AUGCAGUCACAAAGGAGAUGCACCUGGGGCCUACUUAGCCUACUCAGCCUGCUGCAGCUUAGUCUGGCCCUAAGAGUUGAGCCAGCGCCCAGCAAUGCCACCUCCAUGCCCGUAUAUCGCGUGUCUCGCCCGCAGUCCAAGCAGCCUGCGCAGCGCGUACCUCCACAUCUGCAGGACAUACGGCCCGGCUAUGUGGACGAGGAUGCGGGCGAUGUGAUACGCAUUAUCGAGCCGCCGCCGCACUUCCAACAGCUCAAGCGCUUGCAGCAAAGACAGCCGCAGCCGCAGCCACAGCCACAGCCAGUGGGAAAAAGGCCACAGGCCGUCGUCUGGGAGCAGCCGCGCAAGGUGAGCACAAAUCGUGCCAGCGGAGAUCUGCUGACGCAGGAGACGCAGCUGGCGGCUCAGUUCGCCAACAAUAAUCAGCUGCAGCUGCCAAUGGAAAUACUCGCCUCGGUGCGCAAAACGGAGCGUCUGCUGCAGCGUCAGCGCCAGCCGCAGCUACCGGCGCUGCGCCAGCGGCACAUCCAGCGCCAGACGCAUACGCUCAUCGCCCAGAAGUACCUGGAGCAGCAGCUCCAGCAGCGCGGCCAGCAGCAGCGCCUGCGCGCCGCUCUGCGGCCGGGGCACAAGCGCAGCAAGCGGGUGAGGCGGCAAGCGGAGAGCGACGACGAAGGGGGCAGCUACGAUGUGGCGCACGGCCUGCAGCUGGUGGCGCACAUUGGGGAGCUGCUCAAGAAUGCCACGCGCUAUGUGCCCGACGAGGAGCCCGAGAAAACGACGACAAAUGCAACCAACUGCGACAAUCGACGGCGACGCCAGCGUCUGUUCAGGCUGGGCGCAAAAAAGACGCCCGCAAGGGUGCGCAACUUCCGGCAUGAGGCAACCACAACAACAACAACAAAAGCAACAACAACAGCCACUCCGGAGACGACUUCCAGCUUGACAACUUCCGCAACUCCAUUGGCCAGCCGCUUGGUCAACUCACGCAAAUCACAAAAUAACCGCAAUCAGCCGCAGCCGCAGCAGCUGCUCGCCUCGCCCUCUUCCGUGCUCUAUGCGGAUGUCAUGUCAACCAUACGCAAUUUGUGGCAGGAGCACGAUCUGACCGCUGGCCCACAAUUUGUCGCGGAGCAGCAGGUGCGCAACAACAGCGACUAUCGCGCCUUGGAUGUCUAUUUGAAGGAGCUCGACGAUAUCGCCCGAAGGCUGCCCCCGGUGGCGCCAAUUACGGCGCUCAAUCGGGAGGAAUUCGCGCUGGCCACGCCCAAGCCCAGCUGGUAUCUGAUCAACAAGGAGGGCAUGAUCUAUGAGACGCGACUGACAAGCGACACGAAGCCAAGCUCCACGCUCUUCCAUCUGUUUCCAGAUAUGCCCAAGGCAAAGGAUCCCAUCACGACGCUGGACCUGGAAUAG
Molecule: messenger RNA, 1416 nt
Organism: Drosophila novamexicana
Lineage: Eukaryota; Metazoa; Arthropoda; Insecta; Diptera; Drosophilidae
Exons: 1
Coding region: 1-1416 (471 amino acids)
Source: RefSeq, a predicted model, not a curated record